GGCUCAGUGGUGUUGCCAGCGUGGGCAUUGCAGGGGGUGGCAGUGGUGGGAUGGUGGGGGUGGUGUCCAUGGGGGGUGACAGUGUCCCGUGUGGGGCUGCUCUCCCCACCAGCACCGUUCUCUUCCCGCAGGACACGGGGUCACUGGACACAGCAGUGCAGGGUGCCCUCCAGGCCCUCUACCCACCCUUCGAGGCCACGGCCCCCACAGUUCUGGGCCAGGUGUUCCGGCUGCUGGAGACCAGCUACCAGGGUGAUGGGCUCUGCUGCCUGCUCCAGUUCCUCAUCCCAGCCAAGCGCCUCUUCGAGCACGUGCGGCAGGCAGCCUGUGCUCCCUACUUUAACUGCAUCUUUCUCCAUGAAGGAUGGCCCUUGUGUCUUCGUGAGAAAGUGGUCGUCCACCUGGCACCACUCAACCCCCUCCUGCUGCGCCCCGGGGAUUUCUACCUGCAGGCAGAGCCCUGCCAGGAGCACUCCGCCCGCAUCACCGUCAAGCACCUCUCCUGUGACCUGCGCACGGUGGAGGAGACGCCGGUGCCCGAGGCUGCCUACGCCCUGCUCUUCACCAACGAGUGGCUGGAGGAGAUCAAUGUUGACCGGGCUGGGGACCCCCUGCACACCUGCCUGGUGGCCACUGAGAACGGCAUCGCCCCUCUGCCAUGGAGCAAGAUCGCCACGCCAGAGUUCAUCGAGAAGCCCAAGGCUGGAGCUGAUGUGGUUUCUGCAGGGGAUCAGCAUGGCUCUGCUCCUGAAUCCACCACCAGGCCUGCAGCAUGCAGUAUUCCCACGUCCCGUGGCACAGUGGACACCCCAGCACCCUACAGCAACGUUGCAGGCACCAUCCCGGGCUGCAAGGUCAGGUCUUGGAAGUCGAGCCAGGGAAGGUACCCAGGACUGAUCAAGGUGGACCAGGCUGGCCUGAGGAAGCAGCCGUCCCCCCUGGCCAUGCCCAGCCUCUGCGAGAUCAUCAGCCAGAACCUGGAGGGGGAGUACGUGGACCUGCGGGAGCUCUCCCAGGAGCAGCUUGAGCUCCUGGCCAGGUCCCUGCCACCCACCUGCCUGCCGGGUCCCACCAGUGCCAGGGCCGGGGCAACAGUCCCCUGGACAAAUGGGGAGCUGGUAACAGGCACCAGGCAUGGCGGGGGGACACUGAGCUUGGAGGAAGGUCCCUGCACACCCUGCCAGGGGACAAAGCUGAGCCAGGAGCCACAUGGCCCACGGUGCCGCCACCGGGACUCCUACCUGGCUGCCCUGCAGAACCCGGUGAGCUUCGGGCCCGGGCUGAUGGCAGCCAUCCUGGAGGAGCCAGACAGCCCCAGCCCCGAGCUGCCCUCCACUGCCCCCCGUCAGACCCCAGCACCACGCAGGAGGGGGGCCGGCAGCCCCCUACCCCUCACCCAGCACCCCCACCCCACCAGUCCCGAGGCAGUGGCACGGCAGGGCAGCUCCCGGCUACCCCCGGGCUCCAGCCACAAGUUCUCCUUCCUGAAGGGGCCACGGCUGGGGGCAGCCCCCAGGGAUGAAAGGGCCACCAGCCAGCACGAAGGGGCCUGGAAGAAGGUGUCAGCCAUCUACUCGCCCCGCAUGGGCAGGGCCAAACCAGGAGGGAAAGGUACAGAUACGGCAGCUGCUGCCACCUUGGAGGAACAGACCCCAAAAAGCACGGGCUGCAAGAACGGUACCUCCACGCUGGGAGGUUCCACUGUGAACGCUGUCCGGGAGCCGCCGGGCUGGCAGGAGCUGCACAUGGGGCUGCUGCGCUCGGGCAUCGUCUGCCUGCCAGGCAGCUCAGACAGACUGGGCAGGACCCUCCUGCAGGUGACCACCAGUGGCAGUGCCUGGGGUGCCAAGUGGUGCUCAGCCACAGAACUGGCCAGACUCAUCCUCUACCUCUGCUCCCUUCCCAGGGGUGAAGCCAAGGAUGGUGGGUUCACUGUCCUGGUGGAUGCCAGGAAGCAGCCACCUGCUCCUGUCCUGUUCUCAGCCCUACGCUCUGUCCAGAGCAUCUCACGAGGGUGCAUCCACACCGUGCUGCUGCUGGCUGAGAAGGAGCUGGUCACCCCCCGUGAGAGGCUGCCUGGGGUGCAGGUGGAGACCCUGGCAUCGCUGAAGGCUCUGGGCCGCCACAUCGACAGCUCGCAGCUGACCCUGGAGCUUGAGGGCACCUUCCCCUACUGCCACGGCGAGUGGGUUCAAUUCUUCCAGAAACUCCAUCCCUUCACGGCUGGACUCAGGCGGGCGUCGGAGCUCCUGCGGAGCUGCAUCCAGGAGCUGCGGAGUGCCGGCACGCUGGCGGGGACACAGGACGUGUCCGCCUGCAUCGGGAGGCAGCGGGAGCUGAUGCAGCGGGUGCUGAGCGACCCGCAGCUGGUGCAGGUGCAGCGUGAGGGGGGAGCGGUGCUGGCCAGGCUGCGCAGGGAGGCAGCCCGCCUCGGACCCUCGCCCGGAGUCAGGACCAGCAUGGAUUCGGCCGAGGGGCUGUACAGCCAGCUGGAGGAAGAGCUUCACGACCUGGUGUCCCAGUCCAACAGCUGCCUGGAACGUCUGGAGUUCCUCCAAAAGAUCCGGGAGCUUGAGGCUGAGUUUGGUAAGCUGGGGGGCUGGCUGGAUGGAGAGGCAGCAGUGCAACUGCAGGAGAUGGGCACCAAGGAGCAGAGCCUCAAGAGUGUCCAGGGCUCCGAGGAGCACUUUAACGAGUUCCUCAUCCAGGCAAUGGCUCAGUACUGGCGUGGCCUGGCCCUGUGUCAGGAGGCGGCCGAGGUGCAGGACGCAGCUUUCCCCGAGGCAGAUCCCUUCCAGAAGGCUGCAGCCCUGUUCAGGAGGAAGCUGCUGAGGUUCCUGGGGCAGGUGGAGCGGCGGAGGGCGGAGCGGGAGCUGCUGCGGGAGCUCGGACGCUUCUCCAGCAAGGUGUCAGGGCUGAAGGUGGGCAGCAGGCAGUGCUCGGGCCGGGGGCCGUGCGGGGAGGGUCAGGCACUGCAGUGCCUGCAGAGCUCCUUCCAAACGCUGUCGGUGGAGCUGGCCCUGGAGAAGCUGCAGGAGAUGGAGGCUCAGGUGUGCAGGAUGCAGAGCAGCCAAGAGCUGGCAGCCUGGACCCAGGCACGGCACAGCUACCACGAGAGCAGACAGAUCCUGGAGGAGAUGCUGGCAGAGCUGCAGGAGGCCUGGGGAGCACAAGCUGAUGAGCCAGGUGCUGCCCCAUUGUGUCACUCUGCUGUGCCUCAAGGGACCGCCCCAUCUCCUGGCACACAAGGUUCUACUGCAGAAGCCACCCAGUACUUCCAGGUUUCCAGUCAGAGCAGUUUCUCCUCUGAAGAUUCAGACUCACAGAACUCCACUGAAGAUGCCCCAGCAGCAAGCCUGGCUUUGCCCCAGGACCUCCAGGGUCCCAGGCAACCUUGCCUCUCUGAAAAGCCCUCCCAGAUUGUUUACCUGGAGAACCACCACACCAAUAGUCCAGCUAAAGCAAACACCAAGUAAAAACAGUCCCUUCCCAUGGGGGCUGUUUCUGUGCAGUUGUGGAAGCCUCGAUCAACAACCAAAUGGGACAUCCUAUGCUUGGAUGUGGGAUACUGGGACCCAUUGCCCAACCCUCAGUCCCACAGUCCUUCAGUUCCCUGUGCUUAGCCAUGUUGGUCAAUAAUCUCCUGCGUGUCCUCCUCACCUCAAGUGCCUUUGUCCCUGCACACGCCAGGUUUCCCUCAGGACAACCUUGAGGGUUCCCCACAGCCAUGCUCAGUGCAUCCCAUGGGAGCACAGACCUGCCCCCCACCACACUCCCCUGCUGCUGGGUGGUUUUACCAUCCCCUGCAUGGCAACAACAGGCAGUUUGUUCACGUGCAUUCAUUAACGUGGAACUA
Messenger RNA from Calypte anna (Anna's hummingbird), 3856 nucleotides. RefSeq names its product KIAA1755 ortholog. NCBI's taxonomy places the organism in Eukaryota, Metazoa, Chordata, Aves, Apodiformes, Trochilidae. Bases 51 to 3476 code for a protein of 1141 amino acids. The transcript has 13 exons. The record is from RefSeq and is a predicted model, not a curated record.